GAAUUUAGUGAAUGCCGUCGUGAACCCAUGAGAGUCACGUGACACACAUCAUGUGAUAUUGAGGAAGCGAAAAUGGCAGCGACGGGACAGGAGGCAACUGUUAUGGACAGCAUUUCUCGAGCACCUCCGUCAGUGCUUCAGCUGAGGAAUGACGCCGAUACGGGAGAACAUCCAGGACACGAAGAGCCGAGUGGGAAUGUAGCGUCUGCGCCGAAAAGGUCCACCAACAACAAUGAUGGUGGCGUGGAAACGGCUGAAGAGGCUACAGAGCCGGCUGAGCCUGACAUUAAUGAGCUCUGCAAAGAUAUGUUUGAAAAGAUGGCAGUUUUUCUGCAAGGAGAACUGACAGCCACUUGUGAAGACUACAAACUUCUGGAGAACAUGAACAAGCUGACCAGCCUGAAGUACAUGGAGAUGAAGGACAUUUCCAUCAACAUCAGCCGUAACUUGCAAGACCUCAAUCAGAAGUAUACGAGCUUGCAGCCAUACCUAGACCAGAUAAACCAGAUUGAAGAACAGGUCACAGCUCUGGAGCAGGCUGCAUAUAAACUGGACACAUACUCUAAAAAACUGGAGGCCAAGUUUAAGAAACUGGAGAAGCGCUGAGCCGUGCUUGUGGAAAGACGGAGGCCCAGUUAAAGCUUCGGUUCAUAUCAGUCCUGCUUGCUUCAGGAGGCUCCCUGGGUUCCUGCCAUGCUGCUGCUGCUUCUAGCUUUAGUUGGUUUCCAAUAAGAGGCAUGGACACUGUGGACUUUAUUGUUUAAUGUGAGUCACGUAUCCAUGUCCGGUAAUCUAGCAGCUGAAGGAAACAUUCUUUAUUAGGGUCGUGUGUCUGUGCAAGAACCUGAUUGACCUGUGUGAUGACAAAACAAACACGAUAAUAGACUGUAGCGGGUUAAAAACUACAACCUAAUAAUGUCCCUAGUGCUUGAUUUCCUAUUUAAUAUUGUACAAAGUUAACUUUUUUCUGUAAAUGUGCUAUCACGGAUGAAUGUAAUUACAAACAAUUCUGUAUAA
This is a messenger RNA of Tachysurus vachellii, 1017 nucleotides long. RefSeq names its product biogenesis of lysosomal organelles complex-1, subunit 2 (gene bloc1s2). NCBI's taxonomy places the organism in Eukaryota, Metazoa, Chordata, Actinopteri, Siluriformes, Bagridae. Gene Ontology annotation, cellular component: gamma-tubulin complex; BORC complex; BLOC-1 complex. Gene Ontology annotation, biological process: lysosome localization; endosomal transport. The coding region runs from base 73 to 606 and encodes 177 amino acids. The transcript is spliced from 5 exons. Gene Ontology annotation, molecular function: gamma-tubulin binding. The record is from RefSeq and is a predicted model, not a curated record.